Messenger RNA from Salvelinus sp. IW2-2015, 2195 nucleotides. Lineage: Eukaryota; Metazoa; Chordata; Actinopteri; Salmoniformes; Salmonidae. The record is from RefSeq and is a predicted model, not a curated record.
ACAGUAACUUCAUGACAUUUUAUAAUUACUCAUUGAUAACAUUAGUUUCAUUAGGUAGACCUUGUGCUUUGCUUAUUUUUUUCUUCAUAUGGAAUGUGCCACUCAAAUUCCAAAUGAUUUGUAUCCUAAGCAAUGUUUAUGUUUUGUAUAUUCCAGGGGACUUGUCAGUGGCUCCACAAAGCAGUGAUCAAGAGAAUGCUCUCCUACAGAGAAUCAAAGAGAAGCAUAAAUCCAGACUGAAAAGCCGCUAUAAACACCUGUUUGAAGGCAACGCCAGAAAUAAAACUCUUCUCAACAAUAUUUACACAAAACUCUACAUCACAGCAGGAGAGACCGAAGGGCUCUGUAACAAACAUGAGGUGUUGCAGAUUGAGACAGAAUCCAGAACAUGCACAUCAGAAGACACUCCUGUCAACUGCAACAACAUCUUUAAACCUUUACCUGGAGAGGACAGAAUAAUCACAACUGUGAUGACCAAGGGCAUUGCUGGGAUCGGGAAAACAGUCACUGUCCAAAAGUUCAUCCUUGACUGGGCAGAAGGAAAAGCCAAUCCGCAUCUGGAUUUUAUAUUUCUGCUUCCAUUCCGGGAAUUGAAUUUGGUCGAAAAACAGUUCAGUCUUCAUGGCCUUCUGUGUAGCUUCCACGAUGAACUUAGAGAAAUAGAGGAUGCAAAGAAAAUUGCAGGUUGUCAAGUUCUGUUUAUCUUCGAUGGUCUGGAUGAAAGCCAACUUCCACUGGAUUUCAACCGAAACAAGAUAUUGUUUGACAUGGCAGAAGAAGCGCCCAUUGAUGUGCUAUUGACAAAUCUCAUUAAGGGGAAUCUGCUACCCAGUGCUUGCCUCUGGAUAACCUCCCGACCAGCAGCAGCAAAUCAGAUCCCCAGGAAGAACAUAACACAGAUGACAGAAGUGCGUGGGUUCAAUGACUCACAGAAGGAGGAGUACUUCAGGAAGAGAUUCUGUUCGGAUGCAAACCUGGCCAAUCGAAUCAUCUCCCACAUAAAGACAAAAAGGAGCCUCAACAUCAUGUGCCAGAUUCCAGUCUUCUGCUGGAUCACUGCUAUGGUUCUAGGGGAGAUGUUGACAAAUGACUGCAAAGAAAUCCCUAAAACCCUUUCUGAGAUGUACACACACUUCGUGCUCAUUCAGACAAACCUGAAGAACCAGAAGUAUCAUAACAGCAAUGAGACAGAUGCACGGAGGAUCAAAGAAUCAGAUAAAGAGAUCAUUCUAAAGCUGGCCAAGCUAGCUUUUGAACACCUGAAUAAAAGCAAUCUCAUAUUUUAUGAGAAGGAUCUGAUAGAGUGUGGCCUUGACAUCAAUGUAGCUUCAGUGCAAUCUGGAUUGUGCACAGAAAUCUUUAAACAAGAAGAUGGGCUCUACUGCGAGAAAGUCUACUGCUUCGUGCAUUUCACCAUCCAGGAGUACUUUGCCGCUCUGUAUUUACUCUACUGCUACACAACCGAUAACCUUUGUGUGUUGGAGUCUUUCCUCCAUAAGAGGUUUGUUGAGGAGGACCUGGAAGAAGGUUCUGCGGCUUUGUUGGGCGAUAACGGAGACCAUUCAGAUGCUUCGCAGAGUGAUGAGUCUGGAGAAAGUCUAGAGUCCACUAUUGAAGACAACUCAACUCUGGAGGAAGAGCCUGAGGAACACUCGGAGUCAUUCAAUGAUGAUGAGGCUGAAGAAGUGUCUGGCUCUGAGUCUUCAGAGCUGGUUCUACAUGAAAAACCAUCCUUUCAUGUGUUACUGAAGAGUGCAUUGCGCAAUGCCUUGCAGAGUGUGAAUGGACAUCUGGACCUUAUGCUCCGCUUCCUUCUUGGCCUUUCACUGGACUCCAAUCAGAGACUCCUACAAGACCUACUGUCAGAGACGGAGAGCUAUGCAGAUAGUGUUGAAGAAACAAAGUUUUACAUAAAGGAACAGCUGKGGUUGCACAACUCCCCUGAGAGAUCCAUUAACCUUGUAUACUGUUUGGCUGAAAUAAAUGACAAUACACUUACUGAAGAGGUUGAAGCGUACCUGAGGUCAGGAAAUCGUGGAGGAACAAAGCUCUCACCUGCUAAAUGCACAACUCUGGCUACUGUGCUGAUGUCAAGGGAGAUUCUGGAUGAGCUUGACCUAAAGAAGUUCAACACUUGUGAGGAGGGACGAAAGAGGCUGAUUCCACUUAUCAAGUACUGCAGAAACGCUUUGUGA